AUGCUGUUCUCACUGUUCAUCGGCAUAGUCGCUUUCUUACUGGGCACGGCUUCCGCUUACCCUACCGAGGACCCCGUCACACAGGUAUCGGGCAAUGAUACCAAAAUUUCCUCGGACUUCUACGAUGCCUCCAUCCAAGUCCUCCUUAACCGAGCGUCGGGUACCGAGUACUACUGGGAGAUGUUCCAAGGCCCAUCUGGCCAAGCUGUUCAGCCCUGUACCUAUCCUGAUCCGUUUAAAUUUGCCUCCAUGAACGGCCCCUACCAUUACGGGCGAGACGCCAUCGACAAUCCCCCGAGUGCUCCUGCUAUGGACCUCAAACUCCUCAAGUGGAUGGACCAUGACGAUUGCGUAUGGAGGACGCACGGUAACGGCGAUAUCGGGGAACUGAUUUGUGGCGAUUGA
Molecule: messenger RNA, 405 nt
Organism: Alternaria arborescens
Lineage: Eukaryota; Fungi; Ascomycota; Dothideomycetes; Pleosporales; Pleosporaceae
Exons: 3
Coding region: 1-405 (134 amino acids)
Source: RefSeq, a predicted model, not a curated record